CGGUCGGUUGUGUAACAGUUUAUCGAAUUUCACGGCAACCUGAUUAAAAUAUGUAAGUAAGCAAAUCCAUAGUUGUAUCCAGUUGGAAAAAAAAGUUAAAUAAAAAUUGUGUUUGGUUGAACAUUAUUGACAACAUAUUCGCGAUCCCUAACUUUAACGGCCGCAAAGUGUUCAUAAUUAACUCCCGAUAAGUACUUCCACACUGCGAACCACUGCGAUGUUAAUAAGUAAACAAAGUGCCAGCGUCAGUCGUGCUUUGAAUUUCGGCAAGAUGAAAUGUUCCGCGUUGCUCCUCGUUUUAAUGUUAUGCGUGUUAUCAGAUGCUUAUAAAGAAAGGCACCAUAGUAAGCACCUGCAUUCAAGAAGAGCUAAUUUUAAGAAGCAGACCACUCCCCCACAUUGCACUCAAGUAACUAAGGAUACAGACUACCAAUCUAGAUACAAAUAUGACUAUCCAGUCGCUUACAUUCAGCCUGGACAGCAUGAGGCCUACCAACAACUAUACUGCGUAAACCCGCCAACAGUUAACAAGGCUGUGACGACUGUUUGUGACUGGGCUGCUCCCCCACAAGUCCAGUUCACCCUCGGAGACGAGUACAUGCACGUCGUCCGCCAGGAUCCCACGGGAAGGUUCCUCGGGAACGCUGUCAUUACAACGUACCAACUAUGCAACCACAACCGCACGUUUAUGACUGAGGCCGUAAAUUCAUCAGUAGUAACAAUUACCAAUGUGUAACGGAACAAACGAAGUUAGAAAAUAAAUGUUUUUUGUAACUUUUCAAUAA
This is a messenger RNA of Spodoptera frugiperda (fall armyworm), 785 nucleotides long. RefSeq lists its product as uncharacterized. The record is from RefSeq and is a predicted model, not a curated record. Bases 218 to 736 code for a protein of 172 amino acids. The transcript is spliced from 4 exons. Lineage: Eukaryota; Metazoa; Arthropoda; Insecta; Lepidoptera; Noctuidae.